Molecule: messenger RNA, 1671 nt
Organism: Papaver somniferum (opium poppy)
Lineage: Eukaryota; Viridiplantae; Streptophyta; Magnoliopsida; Ranunculales; Papaveraceae
Exons: 4
Coding region: 1-1671 (556 amino acids)
Molecular function (GO): protein binding
Source: RefSeq, a predicted model, not a curated record
AUGACAACAGCAACAUCCUACUUAAUCCUCUUACAGGGGAUACCAUUCUUCACAUGUGCGCUCAAUGCGGUCAAACUGAUGUUGAAAAGUUUACCGGCGGCAAAAAGGUUAUUGGCAGUGUCUAAUAAGAAGGGGAAUACAGUAUUACAUGAGGUAGCCAGGACGGGGAUUGUGAAGAUGGCUACGCUAAUCAUAGAGAAAGAAUUAGAUGGUGGAGGAGAUCGACUGCUGGUAUCAGUUCCAAACUUAAACGUUGAGACACCUAUAUACUGGGAAGCAAUGUACGGACACAAAGACAUGUUUUUAUUCCUAAAUACAACUGCUAGUAGCAGAGGAAUAACAAGCACUUCCACAUCCACAUCAAUGGUUAGCCCAUUAACGAUAAGGACCAGUGAUCACUCAACAAUUCUUCACGCUGCUGUUCUUGUGGAAUCUUAUGAUGUAGCAAUGGAGAUCUUGGAAAUUUAUCCUCACCUUGCUUCAAGUAUAAAUGAUGAUGGCGCAACGGCUUCACAUAUUUUAGCGCUCUCACCUUCUUCUUUCAAGAGUGGAACCAAGUACUUCCAACAUUACCUCGGGGCCAUACCAUUUGUUUUGAUCCAAAUUGCUGCAGCUAUUGUAUAUUCAUGUUUACCAGUCCUAAAAAUCAUCUACAAUACAAAAUUGAAGCACAAUCAUGCUAUACGACUCCUCUGGAAGUUACUUGAAAAAGACUAUGGUCAAUGGACUAUGAGUUUUGGCCCUGAGAUCCUCCAUGGAUGGGAUUACAAGUACAAUAACCUCGAAAACCCACAUCCAUUUUCAACACUACCAACAAGGGUUACAACUUACAAAGUUCGAGAGAGGCCAAUUAUCUUGGCAACUAAGUUGGGUAUUGUAGAGAUUUUUAAAGAAAUAAUUAAUGUAUAUCCAGAAUCAAUUGAGAUGACCGAUGAAGAAGCUGGAAGAAAUUUGUUGCACUUAGCAGCAGAAUACAUACAUGCAUCCAUAAUAGAAUUCUUGAAGUCAUCAUCAACUAUUUCAAAAAGGAACUUGGACAUGUUGGUCGUUGGGAUCGAUAGAGAUGGUAACACCCCACUUCAUGCUGCUGCAAAUCUUGGAAAACAUAAACCGUGGCACAUUCGUGGAGCAGCACAGUGGACGCAGUGGGAGUGUGUUUGGUUUGAGCGCGUAAAACGUAUGCUUCCACCAAAUAUUAUAAAAAUGAAGAAUUCUAAGAACCAAUAUGCUUACCAAGUAUUCACUGAAACUCAUUCAGAUCUGAGAGAACAAGGUGAGAGAUGGUCAAAAGAAGCAUCAAAUAAUUAUAUGUUGUUAUCCGCUUUAUUAGCAACUAUGAUGUUUGGAUCUAUUUCUUAUGGGUUGUUCUUUUGUAUUAUAUCUUUGGGUCUAUUUCUCACCAUCCAGGCUGCUCCCUUCAACGAACACGAUUUCUUUUUGCGAUUGCCUCUAAGGACCGCGUUUUCUGUAACUGCUUUGUUCAAUACAUUUACUUUCACUGCUUUGUCAUUCUUCCAAGCGUACAUGCUUAUUACUGGAUGGACAGGCCCUCUAGUCUGGCUUAACUUUGACAUGGCAAUAGGUUUAGUGGGGCUUUUAUUUUCCGCUGAUUUGUACGUGGAUAUUGUCGGGUGCUUUAUCCGUUACUUGAUCGACAUUCUUUUCAUUUAG